AUGGCAACCAACACCACCCAACCCCAAGACCAAUACAAACCCGCCCCUCUGUUCGGCGGCGCCAUCACCUGUCUUCUCCCCUCUACCUUCGCCGAUGUGAGCGAUAUUCGUCAAGUCCCGGACAACCAGGAAGUCUGGCUCGAUACCGAUGGCUUCACCUCCAUCGUCUUGGAUAUUCUGGAACGAGUGUAUGCGAAGUCUGACGCGGAUGCAUUGAGGGUGCAUCUGGAGCAUAUUGUGGAUGAGGAUAAGGAUAAGAUGAAGAUUUUGCAGGAGGGGGAGGUGGCGGUUUGUGAGAUGAUGGGAUCAAGCACACCAUGCUACACCCUCAUCGUCACUUCGCCACCAGGAGCUAAGCAGCGCGGCCGUGCUAACGAGCCAGCGUUCGUGGAUCUCUUAGUGACUUUGAUUCGGCUGGAGAAGCAGAAGACUGAUUUGGUGGUCACGAUCAAUGUACCACAUGUUCCUGGAACUUAUGACGCCGGUGAGAUUGAUCGGGAGGCGGGAAGAUUGGGAAAGCUCUUGGAUCGAGCUUUGGAGAUGAGGGAGAAGGUGCUCAGGAGUCUCGAGAUCAAGGACUUUGGGUUGUUUGGAGAGGAGUGA
This is a messenger RNA of Recurvomyces mirabilis, 603 nucleotides long. RefSeq lists its product as uncharacterized. The transcript is spliced from 2 exons. Gene Ontology annotation, biological process: protein import into nucleus. Lineage: Eukaryota; Fungi; Ascomycota; Dothideomycetes; Mycosphaerellales; Teratosphaeriaceae. Gene Ontology annotation, molecular function: guanyl-nucleotide exchange factor activity; small GTPase binding. Gene Ontology annotation, cellular component: nucleus. The coding region runs from base 1 to 603 and encodes 200 amino acids. The record is from RefSeq and is a predicted model, not a curated record.